GCUUAAGCUUUUGGGGUUGACAGAUUCCCUCCAAUCUCAUGGCUUACAUCUUUAUAAGGUAUAAAUAAUUAACAAUAAUCAUAUCUUCUGUUUUCUAGUUUCUUGCUCUUGAAGCAUGGAAAGUAUGUAAUUAUAAGUAAGUAAUUGCUUAUAUCAUUGGAAAAUAAGCACAUUAAUUACUGGAAUGGGCAUCACAGGGGAGCUAGUUAGGAGUGUCUUCUCCAAGAGCAGGUCCGUUAAGACUCAUGAAACUAAUAUGAAAUUCAAUGCUGGAGAAAAGAAAAGAUGGAAAACAUCAGUAAAGUCAUACCUGUGUGGGGAUGAAUUAUUCGACUCGGUUAUAGCAGAAGAGGAUUCAGCUUCUGUUAAGAGUUCAGAAGCCACAGUUAUGCAGAUGCUUCCAGAAGAUGGUCAUUCAACUGAAGACAUCCAAAGCCAAGAUACAUUCGAUACCUUCAACCAUGAUAAUACAGACCGAGAUCACUAUAGUGUUAGUCACAGAUCAUUCGACGAAGAUGCUGCAGCAACCAUCAUACAGUCAGUGUUUCGCGGCUUUAAGGUCAGGUGUCUGAAGGGGACUGCAGGUUUUCAGAAUGACGUCGGUGAGGGAAUGAAGAGUCCUAGCAGGGAAUCUUUGGCGACAUCCAUUGAAGUUCAAACUGGGAAUUCGACUGGAGUUGUUUCAGUGCAGGAAGAGGAUCAAUCUGUUUCUACCAAACUUCAGCAUAAACCCAAAUAUUCAGCUUAUAAACCUAAGGAAGAUUGGGAUGACAGCAUACUAGACAGUACCAAAUCAAAAAUGAGGUAUCAGAACAGACAAGAAGCAAUGACUCGGCGAGAGAGAGCACUGGCAUAUGCCUUCUCCCAACAGUUAAGAAUCUGCUCAAAGAAGAAGCAUACAAAAUCUGAUGACACUGAACCAAACAUGGGUUGGAGCUGGCUUGAACGAUGGAUGGCCACUCGCCAAGUAGAAGUUUCUCCUGUGGAAGACUACACCAACAAGCAGCUUAUCAACAGUGAAGCAGCAAUUUCUUCAAAAAUAAGACCUUUCCCAAGGAAAAAAUUUCUAGACCUGUCAUUUGAUGAAAAAGAGAGUUGUGGUUCCAAUGAGGUACCUAUCCCAGUUGAAAAUUCAUCAAAUCCAGAGAGUGAAGAGAAACAUGGCCGCGAGUCAUCUAAAAAUAGGCUGAAGGCUCCAAGAAGUAUUUCCAGAAGGAAAACUGCACCAACCUAUCACUUGCAGAAAGAGUAUUCUAAGAAACAGGUAAGCAAGAAAGAUGGAUCAAAAGAAGCUGAAAAGAACAGAAAGCAAAAGGCCAAGCAAUCAAAAAGCAGCAGUGUUUGCAACGAUGAUGCAUCUUGGUUACCAUCUGAUCAUUCUGUGUCUGGUCAGAACUCCAAAUCAGAUCCCUAAAAAACUGGCAGUAGUGUUUGUGGGUGUGUGUAUAUCAGAAUGCAAGCGUUUUCAAGUAUUGUAACUAUAGAUUAAGUCCUCUUGUAAAUUGUACAUUGGAAGUAUGGUACACUUCUUGCAGUAUUGUAUAAGAAUAGCCAACCAUAUGGCAUGUUCA
Messenger RNA from Chenopodium quinoa (quinoa), 1571 nucleotides. Its product is annotated as protein IQ-DOMAIN 1-like. The record is from RefSeq and is a predicted model, not a curated record. Bases 185 to 1414 code for a protein of 409 amino acids. Gene Ontology annotation, molecular function: protein binding. NCBI's taxonomy places the organism in Eukaryota, Viridiplantae, Streptophyta, Magnoliopsida, Caryophyllales, Amaranthaceae. The transcript has 6 exons.